Myotis lucifugus (little brown bat) is the source of this 860-nucleotide messenger RNA. RefSeq names its product chromosome unknown C5orf58 homolog (gene CUNH5orf58). The coding region runs from base 336 to 584 and encodes 82 amino acids. The record is from RefSeq and is a predicted model, not a curated record. NCBI's taxonomy places the organism in Eukaryota, Metazoa, Chordata, Mammalia, Chiroptera, Vespertilionidae. The transcript is spliced from 3 exons.
UACAUUCAUUCCUCAUUUUUAAAGUUAUCCUUCGGUUUGCCAUUCCCAGGAUACAGCUGCCAUUCCCGCUCAGCGCCCAGGGGCUUGUGGGUGGAUGCCCAGUGUGUUUUAUUCAUUGUCCUGAAAACGAACAGUCACUUCCUUUGCAGUGGGCUCUGCAGUGAGCGUGAGGAAUCGGAUCAACCCCUCUGACUCAGGGAAAGGUGGAGCCAGGGAAGAAUUGUUUCAUUAUUUUGGACAAGCCCCGGAACGGCCUCUAAGCGCCCACCUUGCACAUUGCUGGAGUGGGGUGUGCUGACUGCGGCUUAUUUUUCAACUCGUUUUGAGAGAUUUGAAUGGCUCAGAUGUUGAACAGUGAUGUUUCUGACCAUAGGCUAAAUGUCAUAAUUAAAAAUAUUAAUGCAAUUUCUUUGGAAUUGAAGAAAAUGAAAGAGCACUCCCAGUUACUGCUUUGUGACCUUACUCUACAGUUUAGUCACCCUGUGAAGACAGAUGACUCCAAGGAAACAGAAAGAAACAAGCCCCUCUUUGAAGAGUUUCAACAGUCAGAUGUAUCCCUUGCUUCUAACCGUUUUUCUUCCUAAUUUCUUACUUAUCUGUUGUGAAUUUAUAACUGUAUGUAUUGUUGAAUUAACAAGUAUCUUGGAGAACUGAGUUUACCAAUAUAUUUAAUAUAAUAAAAUAUACUGAGUUAUAAAUAAUCAUUUUAUGUUCCUGAAGGCUGUUGUAUUAUUGUUUUAAUAUUUCAAAGAAUGGCUAAUUUAUUUCACUAAUGGCAAGGGUAUGACAUAGGAAAUUGGCCAUGUGACACUGCUUAUUAUUUACCUUAUGCUUGAAUUUGGCUCAGGCUGAAGGAGAGU